Messenger RNA from Candidozyma auris, 1440 nucleotides. RefSeq lists its product as uncharacterized. The record is from RefSeq and is a predicted model, not a curated record. The transcript has a single exon. Lineage: Eukaryota; Fungi; Ascomycota; Pichiomycetes; Serinales; Metschnikowiaceae. Bases 1 to 1440 code for a protein of 479 amino acids.
AUGAUUCUAGUUGGUGUUCUAUACGAGUCAGAUAAAGUUCGCCAGUCGUCUCGUGUUAUAGAGUGUCUUCUUGCUGACCCUUUGUCUGCUAAUAACGAAAAUUGGUAUCGGCCAUUGGCCAACAGGUCCAUGGAACAAAAUAACCUCAUCACAUACACUGAACCCGAUCCAAAAGAAUUCAUUCUACCUGGAGCUUUCGAAAGGACUGUAGGAAAGUAUGUUGUCCCAUCACCAAUACUCAGUCCAGAACUCAGACGAACGUACCGCGAGAUAUUUGAGCCUCUGGAGUCUACACCCAAUAGCUUGGCAAUCCUCGAGAUCAACAAGGAGAGUGAUGUCCACAAACUAACCGACAAUUGCCAAUUCUUCAUUUAUGUCACUAGCGAGUUCUCCACCCUCAUGGAUAACCUUCCUCGUCAUGUGCAAAAGAAAAUAAUGCUUACAAUCAUCGACAACACUGAAUUCUCUCCACUGUCUGCCGAACUGACCCCAGUCACCUUUGAACGCUCAAAUGCCGUCACACAUCAUUCCAUUAAGAUCAACUCUCAAGAAGCUUACAGUGGAAUUGAACUAUUUUUAAAGGAAGACACAAGGGCAGCUUCAGAGUACUUCGACUCGUUGCAAAAUAGUAACAUAAUUGAGGUCGGGAAGUUUUUGUCGUGGAAUCUUCGAACGGAGAACUUGACAUCCUGGAUGUUUCACAUCAUUUGCACUGAGAUCGCCCGCAACAGUCUCUCAGAAACGAGAAUUAAACAGAUCUACGAAGACCUUAAACUUAACAGUUUGGUUGAAUGUAGCCGUGCAAUGCACACGGAACUUCAAAAAGAUUUUAUUCCUCAAACUGACCGUUUUUUUAACAGAAAGCUCAGGUGGUGGAUGUUAUACUGGAGGAAUGAUAAUGUCGAGUACUGGCUUAAGGACUUUUUCCUGGAAAAUUUUAUGCCAAAAGGUAUAGAGAGUUACAACUACGUCCGAGGUCAACUUACAGCCAGGCUUCAAGAGCAAAAGUUUGCUGUUUACUCUGACAAAGUGGGCGUGAUCAAUCCUUUGAAGGCGUUCAAAAGAGACCUUAUAAAUGAACGCAUCGCCAAUGAGAUACAACCAAUCGUAUACAGCUGCUUAGCUGGCGCGUUUGUAUAUUACCAGCUUCCGUUGACUGUAUUGUCGGUCUUGGGUUAUCUAUUCGUUGGUCUUCAAGCCAACACUGCAUUUGCUAUCGGUCUCCUAGGCUGGGUUUUAGGAUUUAAUCACGUUUCUCGUGAGUGGGACCAUUUUACCAAAAAGUGGCGUGCUGAACUUUACGAGCAGGUGAGGAUAGUAAUAAGUAAAGGCUGCAUUGACGAAGGGCUUCUCAAAGAGCUAGACUCUAGAUUUGAAGAGAGCAUGAUGCUAGCCAUGAUCAAGAAGCAAGUAUUGGAAUCCCUCAAAAAGUAUCAAUAG